Molecule: messenger RNA, 369 nt
Organism: Moneuplotes crassus
Lineage: Eukaryota; Ciliophora; Spirotrichea; Euplotida; Euplotidae
Source: the annotation of a GenBank genome assembly
AAGCACAAAAAUCAAAAGGCUAUGGAAAUUAUAACAACUGAACUAUUCACUUUAUACAAUUAGAACCUCAAUAAACCCUCCAAAAGCUUCUAAAUAUAUUAACUCUGAUGCUCUCUACCUCAUUACUAUUAUGUCUAAAUCACCUCACACUACAUUGACCUAACACAAUGAUUCUAGAACAGAAGAAAGCUCCAAAGAAUACGACCCCCAUUCUAGAUAACCCAUUUGAGGAAGAGAAGGACUCAGCUCCAUACCAUCCGAAUAGCGGACUCCAGUUCUCACUGUUUAGACGCUUAAGAGAUCCUCUAAGAGAAAGAAUCCAUCAUGAAUAAAGCAUGGAAACUCUUCACAAAUAAUUUGUUAUUAGAU